This is a messenger RNA of Rotaria socialis, 2093 nucleotides long. The record is from the annotation of a GenBank genome assembly. Lineage: Eukaryota; Metazoa; Rotifera; Eurotatoria; Philodinida; Philodinidae.
GCUGAAUUACUGAGUUUUACUAUCGCUUGGUAGUUUCUAUGUACUUGUGAGAUAAUUAAUGUACUCAGAUGAUCUGCGAAUAGGUGUGCGAGGAAGACUGCAAUAUUGUUUACUAUAUCUGCAUGAUAAAUUAUGAAUAGGUAUGGGUUUAAUGAACUACCUUGUUGAAGGCCAAUGUGAGCCUGAAAUACGUAUGAUUGUGAGUUGCCGAAAGAGAUGUAGGUUUUUCUAUUAGUCAGUCAAGUACUAAGUGUUUUAAAUAAUUUUAGUUCGAUUUGCAUGUUAAACAGCUUAAUAAUAAGUCCCAUAUGCCAUAUCAGCUACUAUGCCUUUUUUUAGUCUACAUAGAUACCUAAAGUUGGUAAUAGAUCCUGCUAAAUUAUUUUGUUUAUCUUUUGAUUUAUUGAAAAUAGUCUGGUUUGUAACAAGUAACCAUUGCGGAAUCCGGAUUGUUUUGUCAGUAUUAUGCAAUUAAGUAUAACCCAUUCUUUUGCUCGUUCCGGUAAGAUUUUUUCAUAGAUUUUUGAAUGGGUAGCUAGCAGAAAGGCGGGACGCGUUUGUUCAUAAGCUGGAAUCCCGGAUCUCAAUUUAUCAUAUACGUCAAACUUGAAACUCGAAUUCAUUGAAAAUUGAAAAUUUCAAUUUUCAAAUUUUAAACCAAUAAAGAUUCGUGACCCACAUAUAUCGCUGUGAGUUGAAAGUUGAAAUUUUCUAUUUUCAACUGAAUUCAAGUUUCACGUUUGACACUACUGAUUUAUGUGUGCCGUGCCACUCCAUUAUAUGACUUUUUAAAGCUGCUAAAAAUCUUAUAUAUUCUCUGUAUCAUUCUAUUGAUUCUUGGUAUUCUAAUUGUUUCACCCAGUAUUAUUAAAGAAGGCAAAGAAGUAAUUCAUAAAUUUUCCAUCUAACUAUUGGAAAUUUAUUUAUUGUGUUGAAAUGUACCGUCUCAGAUUUAUAUAUCAGGCGCGAAUGAUGACUAGAUCCUAAUUCCAAAGUUUCCAUAGUAAUACCUUUUAUAUUGGAAAAAGUAAAGUUCAUAUUGCGAGACGUGCAUUUGAAUGAUUUAAUAGUACACGAAAUGUAUUGUGCACUAUUAUUUUCACUCCAUUUAUUUAAUAAUUUACCUCUCUUAUCUUCUUUUGAACUGUUCCAUUCAGACACUGGAUACUGAGUAGUAUACUUGGUACUUUUGUACAUUUUUACUUGAAAAUCUUAAGUACCGGCAGAGUGUCUAACGUUAAGUACCUCUAGCAAGAGCCCAGUACCCGAGGUACUUACGAUUUUUGAAAAGUACUGUGUUUGGUACUUAUAGGAAAAAAUCAAAGUAAUUUAAAGAUACUUUGCAAUCUAGAAAAUAUCCUUUGUUUAUUUUUUACGCCAUUAUUAAAAAGUUGUUUAUCUUCCUCUUGUUUAUGUUUGACUGGUAGAUGGAGACAAUAAUAUUUCUUUCUUUUAGUCCGAUCGAUCGAUCGAAUUGAAUUGAUUAAUGAUGAAUCAAUACUGAACUUUCUGUUCCUGUUUCUUCUUUUAGAUUUCAACAUUUUUAUAUUUAUCGUCUUCAGCUGCUUUGGUUAAAUAGUUAUUUAUUUAAUUGAUAUAUAUUUGUCAAGUUCAUCAAUUAAUUUCGUGUUAAAUAAUAAAACCAAGUGGGUUACAUUAGUAUCAUUUUUCACUUCUCUUAUUUUUCGUAUAGGAUUAUAUCAUAUUUUAAAUAUGAUAUGUUGAAACAGACAACUCUUGAUAAAUUACUUCGUUCAGCACCAUUAACAACUACUGUUAAAAAUGCUCAAAGUGAAAAAAAGUUAAAUGAUGGAACUUGUUUCUCAAAUAAUGAUGAUGUUAAUAAAACUUCACUUAAAGAAAAAGAAGUUAUUGCGAAUGAAAAUCAAGCUGAAAUUAUCAUUGAUUUAUCAGAUGAAAAUGAAACAUGUACAUCAUCAAAUAUAGUUGUAGAUCAUGAUUAUGAUCAUGAUUAUUCUAUACAAACAGAAAAUGAAGUAACAGUAACAAGUACAUCACCAGUUACACUGCCAAAGAAAAAAAUUGGUCGUUAUUUAACAACAUGGGGAACAACAACCAGAUACAUUUUAUAA